Molecule: messenger RNA, 1876 nt
Organism: Acomys russatus (golden spiny mouse)
Lineage: Eukaryota; Metazoa; Chordata; Mammalia; Rodentia; Muridae
Gene: C17H22orf23
Product: chromosome 17 C22orf23 homolog
Exons: 6
Coding region: 111-779 (222 amino acids)
Source: RefSeq, a predicted model, not a curated record
GUUACCAUGGUAACCAGGUACGCUUGGUGUGGGCGCUGACAUUCUGGCUCCCCUGAAGAUUUCCGUAAGAAAGGCGUCGCACGCCCGGGUCACUGCUUAGGGGCCCUCCCAUGGCUUCAAAGGAGAGGGUGGACUCAGUGACCAAAGGAACCGGGUUCCAGCGCUGCCGUAAGCAGGCCGCUUACACCCCGGGAACCUGUGAGCUCCUCAGAGUGAUGAUGAAGGAGUCCAACCUGACUAACUUCCAGCAACGCCACCUCAUGGACACCAUGAAAAGAGGGGCCCCUCUGCCUCUGCAGUGCAACCCGACAUCCAGCCAGAGGGGCUCUCCUCCUAAGAAGUCGACCACAGCCAUCUACCUGCCUCCCAUCCUGGCUGCCCACUCUCACCUCCGGCCUGCCAGCAUGUGUCAAGCCAAUGGAGCAUAUAGCCGUGAGCAAUUCAAGCCUCGGGCCACCAGAGAUCUGGAGAAGGAGAAACGAAGACUCCAAAAUAUCUUUGCCACUGGGAAAGACACAGAGAAACGGAAAAAGGCUCCCAGUGUGCAGCAAGAGGACCCAGCUCCUGAGCUAGACCGGUUUGAAGAAUUGGUGCAGGAAAUCCAAGACAGGAAGGAAUUCUUGGCUGCCAUGGAGACUCUGGGACAGGGCAAGCAAUACCGGGGAAUCAUCCUGGCUGAAAUCUCCCAGGUCGGAGCCCACCCAAGCCAAAAAGUAGUCCAAUGGGAGGGGUCCCCAACCUGUCCUAGGAUAGUUAGCAAGCAUCUCAUCCUGCUGUGACAGCAGCUCUUCCCGGUGGCUCUUUACAGAAACUACGGGAAAUGGAGGACAUUGACCGCAGGAGGAGUGAGGUGCUGGAGAAGGCCCUCGCCACCACUUAGCCCACGACAAGGGCCGGCCUGCCCAGCAAGACCACCAAAGCCCUUCACUCUGCCAAGAAGUGUUGUCUUCAGGCCUGCCCACCCACAGGGGCCAUGCCAGAUCAUGGCAUGGCACUGUCCUGGGGCACAAGACAGUGUCCUAGACACUGCCCAAGGAUGCAGAGGCCUCACUGGUGUCUCUGAGCUACUGUCACAGCCAGGGAGUUGAAACUUUCUCUAGGGGAAAAAAGCCCCAGACAUACCAGAGACGCCCAGGCUCACCAGCUUGGCUGUGCACCCCAAGGGCACUCUCCUCUCUCUGUCUCUCCUCCAGCCACAGAUGGCCUCCAGGUGCUCUGUCCUUGGCUUUUCUAACCCUGAGAGUGAACACGAUUCUUUCCCUCCUGUAUCUUGAGAUCUCCAUUUUGCCUUCUUGUAUCCUUGGGCAAAUGUUUAACCACAAUGAUUAACUGGCCAAUAAACACAUUUAACUGGGUCAUGACAUGUGCCACCUUGUUUCCCACAAGGCAGUUGCUUAUUUGUACAGAAUCAGAAGCCAUCUGACACAGAUGGGUUCUAACUGCUGUUCGCAGAUUUCCAGGGGAAAGGGGACACAAGGUUCCUGAGCAGCCUGCAGCCACUGCUAACAUUCAGGACUAUGGUGUGAAAACUCAAGUUCACCAAGAUACUCCAUCCAAGUAGUUACUGCAGAGAUGGCCACUCAGGGCUAAAGGUCACCUUCAGGGCUGUCCCCAAACAGAGACUAAGGGAAGAAACAUAAACGGAGAGAUCCACAGUGAAAGGGCCUGGCAGGUGCCACAGUUCCACUCAAGGGACACCUGACAAGGAAAGCAGCCCUGGUCCCCACCUGGUCCCCGGCUGAUUGACUGCACAUCAGUGUCCUUCCUUCAGGCUGCCAACACUGGCCAGCCUGGCCUUCACCAGCAGUGUGUCAUUUCCCUGUUCCUACACUUGCUGGAAGCCCCAUAAUUCUAACAGAACACAUGACCUGUGUGU